Hippocampus comes (tiger tail seahorse) is the source of this 2188-nucleotide messenger RNA. It is a transcript of the gene fblim1, whose product is annotated as filamin binding LIM protein 1. The record is from RefSeq and is a predicted model, not a curated record. The transcript has 8 exons. Gene Ontology annotation, biological process: cell-cell adhesion. Lineage: Eukaryota; Metazoa; Chordata; Actinopteri; Syngnathiformes; Syngnathidae. Gene Ontology annotation, molecular function: filamin binding. The coding region runs from base 382 to 1494 and encodes 370 amino acids. Gene Ontology annotation, cellular component: focal adhesion; stress fiber.
GACUGACAGGUCCAAAGUGAACUCCGCCUCUGGCCAAGUUUGCUUGCAUAGGCUCCACCUUUCCUAUGACCGUGAAUGUGAUAAGCAGUAGAAAUGGAUGGACAGACAAGUACAUCAUAUUUUCCCCUAAGACUGACAGUUUACCUUUUACGGUGAGUACGGAAGUGAUAUUGCCAGCCAGAGAAAGGGAGGAGGAGGCGUGCAGGGACAAGAGUAACAGGUUGGAAGUUGACAAGGAGUGGCCUUCUGUCGUUAUAAGCGCACUCUUUAGAGUAAAGUCCACCAAGAAAAAUCGAGAAGUAACACAGUGCUGUUGGGACGCCGACGAAGGAAGCAGGCAGAAAACUACCAUCACGUCACCUCUCAGGUUUUUCCACAGCCAUGGCAUCGGGAGAAUCAAGCAAGAAAGUGUCCAGUGUCUUCAUCACCUUGGCAACUCCUCACCAAGCGAAAGCCAAGCAACACAGUGGCAACAAAAAGGGAUGGGUGCAUGCAGGACCUUCCCAAAGAAGCUCAGGAUCUCACAGCUCUGCAACUGAAGAGCUUUCUCAAAUGUCCUUGAGCUCUGAGAGCCGUGCAUCUGUCCAGUCGGGACACAACAUGGGAAUGUUGUGGGAAAACGACAAUAAGGAUGUUGCAGGAUCAUCAGAUGUCUUUUCACCCCCCGCUCUUCCUCCUUCUCCUCCCUCUUUGCUGCAUUCAUAUCUCCCGGAUCCGGUGCCCACACCAUCACCUCCACCUGCCCAGAAACCUGUCUCACGCCCUCCGUCUUCGCCCCGACCCACACCGUCACCUCCGCCUGCCCAGAAACCUGUCUCACGCCCUCCGUCUUCGCCUCAGCCGCCACCUCCUAACAAAGAGGUGGCGCCAUCUAGUGGAACGAAUGCAAAAACACCGCCAAAUGAGAUCCAUGAAGAUUAUCCCAGUGAGAGCAGAGGCUUGUGUGGUUUCUGUCGGAAGCCCAUACCUUUUUCUGAACCAGCGUUAACCGCUUUGAAGCGGAUUUACCAUAAAGGCUGCUUCACGUGCAGGACCUGUAGUAGCCCUCUGGCUGGAAAAACGUUCUACCACAGUGCCGAAAUCCCUGAAUGUGAAGCGUGCCAUGAGAACAGUCUUGAGCGUUGCUGGUCAUGUGGCGAAAAGAUAAGAGGGCAACUCAUUCGGGCACUCCAGCGAACAUAUCAUACUUCUUGUUUUACUUGUGCAACUUGUAAACAACCACUGGAAAACUUCAUGCAGGCCGACAGUGGAGAAGUCUAUUGCUAUCUAGACUACAGCAGGAUGUUUGCUAAGAAGUGCAGCGCCUGCCACCAGCUAAUUAUAGCCAGUGAUGGGAGUCUUCCAGGACAUAUCGAAAGUAAUGGACGCCACUUCCACAAAGAAUGCUACAGAUGUGAGGUUUGUCACUUCAAGUUCUCUCUGGAGAAAGAAGAGUAUGGCUGCUAUUCUGUGAAUGGGAAAAGGCUUUGUCUCACAUGUUGUCAAAAGCAAUGAGCAACACACAAGAGAAUCGCUCUGGCUUCUCUGUCAAGCAACAAACCAAAACCACGGAUGUGAUGGGAGACUAAACUGGCACAUGCAACAUACGUUUGAAUCAAAUGUUUUCAAUGUGUAGUUUGUUUAGUAGCAAGACUGUUCAUGCGUAGAAGCUGGGUGUGGGAAUCACACAAAUCAAUAUUUUGCUUUCAUACUAAUAAUAUCACAAUACAGCAAUUGGAUGACAAUGUAGUUGUUUAAUCUUUAAACGAGUAGUAUGUAAUUACUAUGUAAUAAAACAUGGAUUCAUUGGUUGUUUAAUUACCCAGUCAGGAGAAUACUGGGACUCACAUCCCAUUGCAAAAUCAAAAUCAUUAUAAAGUAUUUGCGCAUCAAACAGCCAUAAUUUCAAUAUUUUGAUGAUUAGGUAUACUGUAUAGAAAAUCACAUACAAAGAUUUUUUAAUGCAUAUACAAUGAAAUCUCCACCUUUCCCAAAAAGACGUAUGUGUAACACGGCAUUGUAAAUUAUUCCCACUGUGCUUGUUCCUGACCAUGAGUUCAACAUUCAAAAUAAAAUGACACUGUGAAGUUUUUGUUUAACCACACAGGAAUCAUGUCAAAAUGGCCUGUCUUGGUAUCCAAAUGAAUUCUAUCUACACUUCUAUGUAAUUAACUUUUUAUUAAAACAGUCUCGUUGGGUCCUUUAUGUA